Molecule: messenger RNA, 1985 nt
Organism: Neoarius graeffei (lesser salmon catfish)
Lineage: Eukaryota; Metazoa; Chordata; Actinopteri; Siluriformes; Ariidae
Exons: 2
Coding region: 750-1082 (110 amino acids)
Source: RefSeq, a predicted model, not a curated record
AAUAAUUUGUGGGUCCAAUGCAAAGGGUAAACCCUGACCUAAAAAUGGAUUUGGGUUUGGGGAAAUAAUUCAUUAUACCUUAAAAUAUUGCUGACUUUUUCUAUGAAUUUGAUGACACAAUCCCAUCCUUUGAAAAGCAAGAUAGUCCAUCAUCACCUUCUAUCCCUUUAAGGGAGUAAACUAGAUCAGUACUUGUCCUGAUUAAUAUUCAUGGAUCCUUUUUAAUUUGUUAUUUCAGAGGAGUCCAGAGUGGUUAUCUUCCUUUAGCAGAGCUCUCAGACAGACUCCUUCCUAAAGGUCAGCAUUCUCUCAUUUCCUGGAGAGUCAAAGUAGAAGGGGACUAAGCUGCAGGUGGAAUCUUGAUUCUGCAUGUUUCUGAAUUGGACACAACACAGCCACUAUCUGUACUGUCCUUCCCAUUAGAAUCUUCUGUGAUUUAAAAGGCAAACUUCAUAUAAAAGUGCUCUGGUAUUCAUAACAGCCAGAGAUAAAUGUGCAUUUUGUUUGUGUUUGGUUUAGGGUUGAGCAGCACUAAUUCCACUACUAGCCAUCACUCAUUCAAUAAUGCUAAAAUUAAUUGAGUAGAAUAUCCUAAAAGAAAGAAAAAAAAUUGUCUUAUUUAUGGUGAACAAAGCUGAGAUUGUAUCAGAAUCUGGAAGAGUGGUAGAAACAACUGGCCAUCGACUACACAGGAUAUUUCUGGUUUGAUCUGCAUAUAUCUUCCUGAGAGCCAACACUCUUGUUGAACCAUGAAGGAGCAGAUUGAUGAAUUCUUCAAUAAUUUGUGGAUGCUUAUGAUCACCAAACACAAAGAGGGCAUUUACAACACAGUUUGUAUUGUUGUGCUCCUUAUGCUACCUCUACUUGUUUUCUUCACUUCCGUGGUUGUUUGUUGUCACUGCUGCUCGUUCCUUUGCAGAGGACAUGACUGUUGCUGUUGUAGAGGUUCUGACACAUUGACAGGGGCACAGGUUGAAAAGAAAAGGAAAAAGAAGAGGAAUGGUGGCCAGAAUGAGGACUUGUGGAUUUCAGUCAAAACGGACCUAAUGACUCCAGAUCGACUAGCUCUUACUGUUGUGUAGUUGGGCCAUGAUCUGAUUAAAAGUACAGGUUGGAUAUUUAUAUAUGUCUAGAACAGAUAUUAGUUACAUCACUUAAUAGCAUGUUAAGCCAACUGGAUGUGUUAUAAUAUUAAAGACAAUUCUCUACUUAUUCAAGGGAUGAGUUACAAAUUAUGACAAGUUUAGUCAUCUUGACAAAGAACUACUAGACAUUUAGAAUGAUUUUCCAUGAUGAACUUAAUUUUAUGACACUUUAUAUGAAUUUAAACAAGCAAGGAUUAUGUGAAUGGGAUAAAAAUGGUACAAAGUCAAUCCUUUCCUUAAUCCUAAACUUUGCUAAAAAUGAAGUUGAUUGAUGGUGCAAUAGAGGCAGACUUCCUUUUCUUAUUUCUAAAUACAAUACUGCUGACAGAACAAAGAGGAAAGAGGUUCCUGAACAUUCAAGCAAGGGGCUUGUGUUAAGUAAUAACAGCUCUUCAAAGAAUAAAUGCCCUUUAAAAAAUGAAAAGUUGUCAAAACUUAAUACCUUUUGCUGAAUCAUUUUCAUCUGCUGUUGAGGAAUAAGAAUAGCGAUUAUACUGUGGGUUUUUGUUUGUUUGUUUUUUGUCUGUCAUUCAGUGUAGCACACAAUUUGUGAUUAAAUUGGCUUGGCUUCCAAUGAGAUAACCUGAGAGUUGAAAACAUAACACAUACAAACACUGGCAGAGAAUGUUGGUUUUGAAUUUGUGGGCUAAGAAUGAGGGGAAGCAGUUGAUUUAGCAUGAGCAAGUUAAUUUCAGGUUGUUGUGUGAUUUUGAAUGUACUUAUUCAGCAUGUUGUUGUUGUUGAUGUUGUUGCUUUCUCUAUACUGUUAAUGUAUGCAAAUGAUGAAAGUCUUGUGUUUUGUGCAUAACCUAAUUACAAUAAAGUUACUGUAUUUUUCUA